UCGGUCCGUCCGUCCAUCCAUCCAUCUAUCUAUCCAUCCUGCCGUGAAAGCAGGCACGAAGACCGGGCUUUGCGGGGCACCUUGUGCCAAAAGACCACCCUCUCCCCCCUAAAGACUGGAUGUUUCCCCGAACCCCCCCCUCGAGCCCCCCACAAGGCGUGUCCCUCACUGCCCCCCGGCGUCUCCCCGCCGCUCUCCCCACACGCAUGCACUGUAGAGUAGGACUACAUUUCCCGGCAUGCCGCAGGGGGCGAUAUGCGUGCGUGGCAGGGCGCGGCGCAAGAGGAGCAGAGCGGGACAGGGACACGACCAUGUAUGCGGGCGAGGGGCGGCCGCAGCCCCACCUGGCCGCGCUGGUGCUGGCGCGAGGCGGUAGCAAAGGGAUCCCGCUGAAGAACAUCAAGCUGCUGGCGGGGGUGCCACUCAUCGGCUGGGUGCUGCGCGCCGCCAUCGAUGCCGGCGUCUUCCACAGCAUAUGGGUUUCCACAGACCAUGAUGAGAUUGAGAAGGUUGCGAAGCAGUUUGGUGCUCAGGUCCAUCGCAGAAGCCCUGAAGUCUCUCAAGACUCCUCAACUUCCCUGGAAGCCAUCACAGAGUUUCUCAAUCAUCAUCAUGAGGUUGAUAUUGUAGGAAAUAUUCAAGCAACAUCUCCCUGUUUACAUCCCAGUGACCUUAUAAAAGUGGCAGAUCUGAUCCAGAAGGAGGGCUUUGAUUCUGUCUUCUCUGUUGUGAGGAGGCAUCAAUUCAGAUGGAGUGAGGUAAAGAAAGGAGAAAACAAGAUGACAGAACCCCAAAACCUGAAUCCAGCAAAGCGGUACCGUAGGCAAGACUGGCCUGGGGAGCUCUAUGAAAAUGGCUCGUUUUAUUUUGCCAAGAGGCAUCUGAUUGAGAAAGGCUACUUGCAGGGUGGUAAAAUGGCCUACUAUGAAAUGCGUGCAGAGCACAGUGUGGAUAUUGAUAUAGACAUUGACUGGCCUAUUGCAGAGCAGAGAGUGUUGAGCUUUGGAUAUUUUGGCAAAGAGCCGCUAAAAGAGGUGAAGCUCUUGGUUUGCAGUAUUGAUGGAUGCCUGACCAAUGGUCGCAUUUAUGUGACAGAAGAUCACAAGGAAAUGGUCUCCUAUGAUUACAGAGAUAUUGUAGGCAUUGAUCUGUUAAAGAAAAGAGGAAUCCAGGUUCGACUCAUCUCUGACAGAGAUUGUUCAAAAAUACUGUCAGCCAUGCAGCUGGGAUGUGCAGCAAAAGUCAGCGUAACAAAUAAACUACAGGUUCUGAAGGACUGGCAGGAGGACAUGGGUUUGAGCUGGAAAGAGGUGGCUUACUUAGGAAAUGAGGAGUCUGACAUGGAGUGUCUGAAGCAGGCAGGCAUGAGUGGUGUGCCUGCUGAUGCCUGUGCCGCUGCUCAGAAGGCUGCUGGUUACAUCUGUAAGAGCAGAGGUGGCUGUGGAGCUGUGCGGGAGUUUGCAGAACACCUAUUCCUGCUCUUAGAGAAAGUGAACUCUGCAAGGAAGCAGUUGGAAGAAAUCAGCUCAGCAGAAAAGGAAAUGGGGAGAAAUGAGAGCUGCAGGAAAGGAAAUAAGGAAUUGAUGGAAAAAGAGUAACGCCAUUGGUCAGCCCUCCUUUUCUUCCUCAGUACAUCCAUAUCCCAAAGGAAUGCUUACCUUUCAAAUUUUACAGCACAGUAGAGUUAAAAAGGUGUCUCCCCCUAAUUCCAGGUCCCACAUUCAUGAUUGUAUGCUGAAAAUAUGAUCAUAUCCAUGAUGAUUUUAAAAGCCAUUUAAGUGCAAUGGGAGGAAUGCUACAAAAGAGAGUACCCUGUAAAUCUGCUCUUAAUCAUCACACCUGUCCUACAGGAAUGAUGCUUCUCUAUUUCAUAAUCUGAAUGUUUUCAGGGAUCAAUGAUUUUGUAUGACUUGAAGAUUUGUAAUUUGGGCUUAAAAACCCCAAAACUUCUGUCAGUUUUUCUCAGGUGGUUUGCAUUUCCUUUAUCAAAUGCAUGGUAUUGUGGUUGUGUGAUUGCAUUUUACAAGCUUUGUCCUUAGCAAGGAAGAGUUUUAACAUAUGUUGGAGAGGUCAGGUGUAAAAUACUUAUCAAUAAAACUUCCUCCUCUAUUUUGAAAAUACAACACAGUUGCUCUAAAACAAGUUAAUACUCGUUUAAAAAAGCACUUUAACAUGUGUUCAGUUUGAAGCUCAUAAAUAAUUAAAUCACAUUUGGAAUUGUCGAUCCUGGAAUCUGUUUAUUUUUGAUUUUAUUGAAGUGCCUAAAUUAAUGUUUUGCCAAAUUUGGAGUUAAAUUUCCCAUUGUCUUUGAGAUCAUUGCAGAAACUCACUUUCUUUCUAUGAAGACUGUAUUGCAACCUCAAAAGAGUUAAAGCCAAAUAAAAGCCUUUAAGUUUAUUGUAUGGAAAAGUAGCUGCUGUUAAAAAAAACGAAACAAAACUAUAGUUCAUGUGGGUUUAUAUAAAAUAUAUAUAUACAGACUACUUUUAGCAUGUUAAAACUGGUUUACAUGCUUGUAUUUAUUGAAAAUAGGAUUUGUAAUGUACAUUACAAAUACAAUAGUAUAUAUCAGAGUUAAGUUCUGGUUUGGGUUAUGCUAAAAAAUAAAAAUACCCAUGGUA
Passer montanus (Eurasian tree sparrow) is the source of this 2621-nucleotide messenger RNA. It is a transcript of the gene CMAS, whose product is annotated as cytidine monophosphate N-acetylneuraminic acid synthetase. Gene Ontology annotation, molecular function: N-acylneuraminate cytidylyltransferase activity. The record is from RefSeq and is a predicted model, not a curated record. The coding region runs from base 120 to 1598 and encodes 492 amino acids. The transcript is spliced from 8 exons. NCBI's taxonomy places the organism in Eukaryota, Metazoa, Chordata, Aves, Passeriformes, Passeridae.